Molecule: messenger RNA, 543 nt
Organism: Microthlaspi erraticum
Lineage: Eukaryota; Viridiplantae; Streptophyta; Magnoliopsida; Brassicales; Brassicaceae
Source: the annotation of a GenBank genome assembly
AUGGCUUCUUCUACUAUCUUCUCAAGCGCACCUUCUUUAGCGAGCUCACUCUCCUCCACCAAACCCAUCAACCAUGCUUCCUCUUCUUCUUCUUCGCUGAGGCUCUCCUCUAGAUUUCUCGGAACCGGAAACUUGCUUCGGAUCCGACCGGCCAAACUCGGACCCUCCAAUGGGUCAAGAACCACUUGCUGGUUCAAGUUCGGCAAGAACGGCGUCGAUGCUGAAAGUGCAGGUAUCUAUGGCAGCCAGUCUCGUGAUGACUUCGACAAAGACGACGUUGAACAGUAUUUCAAUUACAUGGGGAUGCUUGCGGUAGAAGGUACAUACUCAAAGAUGGAGGCUCUUCUCAACCUAAACAUUCACCCUGUCGAUAUCCUAUUGUUGUUAGCCGCCACAGAAGGUGACAAACCUAAGAUCGAGGAGCUGCUCAGAGCCGGUGCUGAUUACUCGGUCAAGGAUGCUGAUGGAAGAACCGCGAUUGAUAGAGCCAACAGCGAAGAGAUCCGUGACUUGAUCCUUGGCUACACCGCUCAAAAGGCUUGA